This is a messenger RNA of Astyanax mexicanus (Mexican tetra), 3331 nucleotides long. RefSeq names its product LETM1 domain-containing protein 1. Gene Ontology annotation, cellular component: mitochondrial inner membrane. The record is from RefSeq and is a predicted model, not a curated record. The transcript has 9 exons. NCBI's taxonomy places the organism in Eukaryota, Metazoa, Chordata, Actinopteri, Characiformes, Acestrorhamphidae. Gene Ontology annotation, biological process: intracellular monoatomic cation homeostasis. Gene Ontology annotation, molecular function: ribosome binding. The coding region runs from base 65 to 1078 and encodes 337 amino acids.
UCGAGCAGCGCGGAGAUAUAUCUGUAGUGUCAUGGAGGGAUGUUAACAUCUGUGAUCUGACAGCAUGUUUCGGCUCUGCAUGAAGGCGGUUUUUGUGCAUGAACAGCUGGCUGUAAAGAACUGCUAUAAAUUAAGGUUGUAUAUCCCUGGCUGUAGCUGUUUCUCCACCUCUCAGGCUAGACUAGGGGUCCUUAGGAGAGUGAACGACAAGUAUGAGCGCUUCCUGGAGCAGCGUUUCCCUCGCUUUUAUGUCUUAUACCACACCCUCAUGAAAGGAUUUAAGCUCCUGUUUGAAGAUGUGAAAGAGGUCAGAAGAAUAAAGAGCAGCAUGCGCAGUAACAGUAUCCACUACAGAGAGCUCCCAUAUCGAGACAUGGAGAGAUUACUGCUGUUUCGACGGGACAUGAUUAAAGCCAUUCCACUGAUUGUGAUCUCACUUCCUCCAUUCGCCAUUGGUGUGGUCUUCACCCUGAUGUGCCUCUUUCCACGGCAGCUGCUCUUCCGACACUUCUGGACUCCACAGCAGCAGAGGAAGUAUCAGAUGAUUGCUCACGUAAAGCGCUCCAAACACCAGGCAGAGGUUCUGAACAAUAUCUUGUUGACUAUCCCGCGGAUCAGCGAGUGGCCCAGACGGACUCUGCUCUUAAACCUGUGUAGCAAGGUCCAAAGUGGAGUCCACCCAAGUGUUUCAGAAAUCUGUGCUGUACGUGAGGCCUUUUCCGGACCUCCACUGGAACUGCAGACUCUGAAAGCGAGUCAUUUGAGAUCUUUGGGCUCUCAGAUCCCUGUAAUUGUGUGGUUGCCCAGUUUCCUGGUGCGGAGGCGGCUCACUACCAAAGCCCUGGAUCUGCUUUAUCUGGACCGAGCUCUGGGCACUCUAGGGCUUGAUCAGCUCAGCGAUGAAGAAAUGAAACGCGCCUGUGAUCUUCGUGGGCUGAGUCCCAGCCGCCUUACUUCCAGCCAGUGUAGAGAGUGGCUUCAGCAGUGGCUCCAGUUCUCAGCACAACUCAAAGAUUCAGAAUCCUCACUUCUGCUGCACAGCAUGACGAUAUUAACCCUCGUCUAUCCCCCAAAGUGAGAGAAGAAUGGUGCUGCAUGGAAAUAUUUCAUCUUCCUCCUGUUUACAGACUGAAAACUUACUUCAGUGUACAGAGUUUACACCACAGACAAAGCCUUCACAGAUUCGGCACUGUGCAUAGGUUUUAGGCCCAUAUUUACACUACUCUGGGUAUAAUUUUCUUUUUCUGCAGGCACUCAUAUUUUUGUCAUUUAUAUCUGUCGAUUUUCCAUCCCUUAAUUCUCUUAUUAAUUCCCAUUUAUGACGUACCCAUCAGCCAGAAUUGGAGCAUCGGGAAACGGCUCUGGUACACACACCUGGUACACCAUGUCAACUAUAUAGCAACACCCCAGCAACCCACUCCUUUUCAUUGGAACUACCAAAUUAUGCUUUACAAACAUCUUAGCAACCUCAUAGAAACACCAUAGCAAACACCUGGCAGCACCAGUGGAACAAAAUCAAUACAUUAGCAGCAUCCUAGCAACCACCUUAGAUACCACAGCAACUGUUCAACAACCACCAAGCAACACCUUAGGAACAAACUCUUUACAUUAGUAACUAACCACUUAGCAUCACCUUAGGAACCCCAAAAUAACAACCACAUUAACAACACUAAUCAGUACAUUAGUAUCCUCCUAGCAACCACCUUAGAUACCACAGCAACCGUUCAGCAACCAAGCAACAACUUAGGAACUACUUAAUAUUCAUCCUGAAUAUCAUAGCAACCAGCUAGCGAACUCCACUGGAACCUAGCAACACCUGAGCAACCACCUAGCUUAACCCUAAACAACAUCAUAUCAUUAUAUCAUCUUAAUCAACAUAGCAACCACAUUGGAUCACAAAUACAAUCAGCAAAUGCGCCUUUCUUAUUAUAAUUAAUUCUGAAGAAAGUAGUUAAGAUCUUGUGAGCUUGGAAAAUUGCCCUAACAAAAAUGGUCUAACGUCAUAAUUGGUCUAACGUCAUAAUAAGGCAAUGAAUGAAAAACACUGUUUUAGUAAGGAAAUGAUAACAAAAUAUCUCUGAAUGUCUUUAAAUAUACAACUAUACAAUCAUACAUUUAAUUAAAAUGUAUUACAAAUGUAAAAAAGGUUAAAGUACAAAUAACCAAAAAAGUGGUAACGUGCCAAAGAGCCUACAAUGUUUUUUUUUUGUUUGUUUGUUUUUUCUAAUUUUAGAUUCAUUUACACGACCAAUUACUCAACCCACUCAUUAGGACUUCCCCUAUCACUAGUGAUGCCCCAACACAAGGAGGGUAAAGACUAGCACAUGCCUCCUACCACACAUAUGAAGUCAGCCACCACCUCUUUUUGCUGCUGAUGCAGCAUUGUCGAGAAGCAUCACAGCACACUCAGAGGAAAGCGCUGCAACUCGGUUGCAAUACAUCAGCUCACAGAUGCCCUGUGCUGAGUGACAUCACCUUUUGGAGUGAUAUGGGGAAAGAGCUCCAUCUACCCACCCAGAGAGAGCAAGGGCAAUUGUCCUCUCUCUCUCAGGGCUCCGGUAGCCGAUGGCAAGCUACAUGAACAGGAUUCGAACCGAUGAUCUCCUGAUCAUAGUGGCAGCACCUUAGUCCGCUGGACCACUCACAGUCCCCAAAGCUACAGUGUUUUUUAAUCAAUAAAUAAAAGGGACUAAAACUUCUGCACAGUACUGUAUGUGCCAAACCCUCAUAACAUUCCACCUGAACGUGUUGUAAAGGUGACUGUUCAUAGUCUUGGCUGUUGCUAUAUCUGUUCAUGUGGAUAUCUGUGGAUUGACAUAAAUAUCCUGCUAUCAGCCUGAAAAUAUAGUUUUCUUUUGUUUGAUUGUAUUUUUUAUUUUAUUUUUUCAUUUUGCAUGAGAAAUCUUAUUUAUUAAAAACCCAGAUCAUCACAUCCUGCAGCGUUUGUGUCUGCAGAGCUCUUGAGUUUAUUUUGUGGAAAUGUUUUUUUUUUUUUUUUUUUUUUUCAGAACAAAAAUGAGAACACUCUCUACAUACUCUGCUGCCUUGCAAUGCAGUGUGCUAUUAUACAUGCAUUUCACUAUAUGUUUUAUAAUUAUAAAUAUUAUUUUUAUUUUAUACAUCGUUUUAUUUAACAUUGGUUUGUUGUGGUUCUGCUUGUCUCUGCCUGCUGCCAUGCAUUGCAUACUUUUUUUAAGGCGACUUAUCGUUAAUCUCAGGUUACUUUUAUAUGAUCUGUGGUUAUUUUUAUGCUGAAGUAAUGUACAUUUAUGUGCACAUAGGAACAUAUUCAUAAGAUAUGUUAAUAUUAAAUGUAUGGCUGUGAAUCCAA